Molecule: messenger RNA, 1300 nt
Organism: Acanthochromis polyacanthus (spiny chromis)
Lineage: Eukaryota; Metazoa; Chordata; Actinopteri; Pomacentridae
Product: sterile alpha motif domain-containing protein 3-like
Exons: 4
Coding region: 68-1183 (371 amino acids)
Source: RefSeq, a predicted model, not a curated record
GGUUCAGCGUUCACAGCGGUGGCCGACUGAAUUUCCUGUACCUCACUUUGCCUAUGACACAGAGCUUAUGCUUGCCUCAGGAAAUGAAGCAUUCAACAAGAAUGGAAUUCCACUCAACUUUACCUCAAUUCUUCCAGACAUCCUUGAGAGGCUGGCAGAAAGUGUCUUUCAGUAUGUUGCUUACCCAACAAGCGCACAGAUUUCAAAGGUUGCUGAGGCACUAAUCCAGAAGCAUCCUUGCCUUAGAGAACCGGGAUCAUAUAACGGAUGCUAUGGAUGGCAACAGAGAUUAAAAUAUAAAAUGGCAAACUAUAGAACCAAGUUGAGAGGGCUUGGAUGCCCUGAACUUGAUGUGAACUCUCUCAGAAAGAAGCGAUCACAUGAGAAAGCACCUGCGAAGAAUGUUAAAAAGCCAAAAAAGUCAGAAGUGAACUAUUUACCCCCUCACCCGCACGGAGAAACAGAAGAAAGUUUGGAAUGUGAAAGAGUAGAGCUCCUCAAUGAAGUAAAGAAGAGGGACAACAGCCAGAUCAUCAGCGAAAAAAUGGCAAAGACAUUCUCCAGUCGAAGGCAGGAAGUUGUCAACCAAGCACCAGCAGUCAAUGACAUGAAAGAAAGAUGGCCUGCUCUUUUUGACACAGCUCAGAUAAACCAAGAAUUCAGAAGGAUCACCACUGUUGCCCUGGAAACCACAUUUAUGGCAAAGCUGGACCAUUACUCUCCGAAAUUGAUGUCCUUGCUGUUCUCAAGGGGGGGGACUGCAAAAACGAAGAUUCAGCGCAUCCGUAACAUGCUGCUAGAGGAUGAGUCUGUGGAGACAAGGAGAGAGGCUGCUAUCCAUGGUGUGGUGGUGUACCUUAGGGAAAAGGAGGAGGAUCUCUUCAGAGAACAGGAUGGUGACGAGGACAUUACAAACGAUGUAAUGAAGAUUGUGGUAACCAGAGGUGCCAUGGUGUCUAAUCCAGCCACCGCAACAAUAAUUCUUGAGGGAACAGAAGUCCUGGCGGACCUGGAUGUACCCAGGGCCUGUGCCUUGCUCAUGGGGCUGAUAUACGCUCUUAAUCUCAGCUACCCAAAAGAACUGAAAAAUACCUUUGAAGUGUUUCAAAAGAUAUUCCUCGAGCUGGAUGAUCUCAAAGCAAGCCCAAAGGUAAUGUCACUGAAAAGUAAACUGCUGUUCUAAAAUAAAUGUGAAGGGUGAAGUUAUCCAUCAAAGAGUUAUUUGCAAAGUUGAAUGUUGUUUACAGUACCUUGUGUUACAUACCCUACAGAAGGAGUAAAGCUAAGUUCAUUGAGCUUA